CAGCUGGAAGGUGGACGGCAGCAGUAUAAGCCCGUUGUCAUGGCCCUGACGGAGAAGGACAUCCUGCUGUUUCAGGCGGUGCCGUGGAGCAGAGAGUCCUGGUCCACGCCUCUGCUCACACACCCACUUCUGGCCACAAGGCUGGUUCACUCUGGCAGUGCUCGGGGGUCUCCUGCUCAGGGGUCAGACCUGGUGUUUGCCACCCGGACGGGCACAGGGCGGGGCAUCGAGUCCCACACCUUCAGAGUGGAGACCCACUGGGACCUGUCGUCAUGGACGCGAGCCCUCGUGCAGGGGGCGCACGCCGCGGCUGAGCUCAUCAAAGAAGUCUCCAUCGGCUGCACCUUGAGCCGGCAGGAUGUGCGUCUGACGCUGCACUACGAGAAGGGCUUCACUGUGACCAUGGAGCAGGUGGACCCAGCGGGGGGGGCCGUGCUCUUCAGGUACCCCUACGAGAAGCUCCGGAUGUCCGCAGACGAUGGAAAACGCAACCUCUACCUGGACUUUGGAGGUCCAGAGGGAGAGAUGGUGUUUGACCUCCACUCAGGUCCCAAGCCGGUGGUGUUUGUCCUCCACUCCUUCCUGUCAGCGAAGCUCACUCGUAUGGGCCUCCUGACGUGAGACAGCAGCAGCAGCAGCGAGGAGACGCUCCGUAAAUGCUGAUACUUUUCUUUUACUUUCUUUUUCCGACUCCUCCAUUCAGAGCUGAAGCUUUGGAGUGAGGGAGAUUAGACCACAAGUGUUGAUUGUCUCAGAACUGUGCCUUCUGUUCAAACAUCUCCUCGGCCUCUGGAAUCAUUUGUUUUGCAGAUAAAAGGAAGUGGCACUUUGCUUGAAGUGAUGAGAGACAAAACAGGCUUUUAAAAAUCAUUCCACGCAUUCACUUUUAUUCCAAGAUGUGCUCAUGAGAUUCCACUACCACUGCACUUCAAGCAAAGUGUUAUUGAUAUUAAGGGAUGGACAUUUUGUUAGACAUUAAGCCCAGAAUUGUGAAAGCUCCCUGUUUUACUCUCACCUUUCAUUCCACCACAGCCUUCCAAUGUUCAGGGCUCUAAUCUGUUAGUCUUUGUGAGUGUGAAACGCUGAUUUAGAGUCAGAAUGAUCAGAGAGCGUGUGUGUGUGUGUUUGUGUGGG
Molecule: messenger RNA, 1134 nt
Organism: Notothenia coriiceps (black rockcod)
Lineage: Eukaryota; Metazoa; Chordata; Actinopteri; Perciformes; Nototheniidae
Product: beta-2-syntrophin-like
Exons: 4
Coding region: 40-621 (193 amino acids)
Cellular component (GO): intracellular anatomical structure; synapse; dystrophin-associated glycoprotein complex
Molecular function (GO): structural molecule activity
Source: RefSeq, a predicted model, not a curated record